This is a messenger RNA of Hymenoscyphus albidus, 1140 nucleotides long. The record is from the annotation of a GenBank genome assembly. NCBI's taxonomy places the organism in Eukaryota, Fungi, Ascomycota, Leotiomycetes, Helotiales, Helotiaceae.
AUGACGACGAACAAUAACAGUAACAUUCUGGAGAAGAAACGUAGUCUAACCCCUACUUCCACUUCCUCCUCCACGGAAGAAGUCCGUACCAUUGGCAUCUCCGAGCUCGACGGGGCGGCGAAAUGCCUUGCUGAAGCUUUUGCGGUAGAUGAGGUAGCGAGGUAUUUUGUUGAUACGCCCGAUAUGGUGGGCGUGAAGGAAGCGCGGAAGUAUGAUGUUCAUUAUAAGAUUUUGAAGUAUCUUACUGCAGCGCAUUGUUAUAAAGGGCUUGUUACUACGGUGGGGCCGGAUUAUGAUGCUGUUGCUCUCUGGUGUGUGAUUCUUUCUCACUUUCUCACACUCAGACCGCUUUCCAUCAUUCCCUUAAACUCAUUCCUUGAUUACAUCAAAAUUCCCCGUUCCUUCUUUCUGUAAAUGCCAUCUCUGAGGUAGUCUAAUGGUCUCCGUAAGCAAAUCAUUAACACCAACAUAGGUUGCGACCCGGUGAAGACAUGGACGACUGGUUGACCUUCUUCCGCAGCGGUCUGUGGAGAUUGUACUACCAGCUUUCCUCCGAGGGACGAACCCGCUUCUUCAAGGAGUUCUUCCCCUUGCUGCAUGCGACGAAGCAUGCAGUGAUGGGGGAACGUGAUGAUGAUAGCUAUUACCUGGUUUACCUUGGGAGUAAGAGGAGUGCCAGGGGUAAGGGGUAUGCGAGGAGGUUGAUUGAGGAUAUGGUUGGGAAGGUGGGUUGGGUUUUGUUUGUUGUUCUUUCUGUCUCUUUUCUCUUUUUACUCUCUCUCUUUCUGUGGGUGUAUACAUUCGAUGCAUCAUGAAUCAACAGGAAGUUUUCAAUCACAUCUUCAAAAUGUCAAGCGACACAAUUCCGUCAUCCUCAAACUCACACUUCACACCUUCCUUCACCCUUACACUUCACGCUUAACCCAACCUAACUAACUAAUCCUCACGAGUACACAGGCAGAUACCGAAGGCAGAGCAACAUACCUCGAGUCCAGCGCCGCCACGAACCUGAGCUACUAUGCUAAAUACGGGUUCGUGCAUCAGUUUGAUAUCGCGCUCCAGAGGGCCGUGAGACCGGUCGUUUUGCAUGUUAUGGUUCGCGAGCCCGUGGGGAAGGUGGGUGAGGGGGAGGGGAUUUAG